AUGUCUAGCUGCUCCAGUGAAGUCGAUGUGCAGGGAAGUGUCGUGUCUAACACAUCCUGCAACGAAGAACAACAAAAAACAAUUCUGGAUGUCCUUACUCACUGCCAGGUCAUCUAUGAUGCUAUUCAAAACCUGGAUAAGAAGUUUGAUGUUAUUCAUGGAAAGGUUACAAAAAUCCACCGUUUUCGUAUGAAGUCAUGGUGGCACACUCGUAAGCCACUUGGAUAUGCAUUUAAAGAUUAUAAUUACCUGCUUUCUAGAAAGAUGAGAUACCAGCAAAUGAGGAAGAAGGCGUGUCUCUCUCCAUUCUCUUACCCUGGAAGUUAUAGCCCCACUAUUCCAGUACAAAUGCCGGAAAAUGAUUCCCAGAGCAACGCUCUAGAAGCACCUUUUGAGUCCCACGUGGCUCUGGAGCUGGAGCAAGGCCUUAGCCUGAGCCCGACGGUCCCCUCAACCUUCGCCAGGCAUUCCUACCAGGAGUACUACUCGCCCGAGGACCCCACGCAGGGCUCCUCCGUGCCUUGCUGCCACAGUCCAGAGGCCCACAACACCUGCAGUCUUUACUCAGACACCCAGUCCACUGCAGCCGAGCCUGCAACUGUGCUGACCCAGAGUGAACGCAGUCCAGCACAUAACCCUGACAUGACCUACCCACCUUUACUGGAAAACGAUAGAUUCAGCCAUGCUGGCUCACCUCCCUACGUCCCGACCAGCUUCGUUCCAAGUUCACCAAUUGGAAGCGACCCGGGUGCCCUCAAACAGAGCUUCCCUGAUGACCCUUCAACCUGGUCUGUGGAUGAAGUGAUCCUGUUUCUGAAACGCGUAGAUCCUCAGAUAUCAGGCGCCCUCGCCGACCUCUUCAUGCAACAUGACAUUGAUGGGAAAGCUCUGCUACUGCUCAAGAGUGACAUGAUGAUGAAGUACAUGGGCCUUAAGCUGGGGACAGCUGUGAAGCUGUGCCACUACAUUGAAACGCUUAAACAAGACAAAUACCUCAACAAUUUAAAACGUGUGUAG
Messenger RNA from Lipotes vexillifer (Yangtze River dolphin), 1017 nucleotides. It is a transcript of the gene SCML1, whose product is annotated as Scm polycomb group protein like 1. The transcript is spliced from 6 exons. The record is from RefSeq and is a predicted model, not a curated record. NCBI's taxonomy places the organism in Eukaryota, Metazoa, Chordata, Mammalia, Artiodactyla, Lipotidae. The coding region runs from base 1 to 1017 and encodes 338 amino acids. Gene Ontology annotation, molecular function: protein binding.